AUGGUCCAUCCCAAAUCCAGUGAUCUCAUGGCUGAAGAUAUCGUGAAGCGGUUUCUCAGCAACUCACAUGAUGCCAUCGACGCCGCUGACCAAGACCUGCGAGCACUCAAUAAAGCCAUCCAUGAUAACCCGGAAUUAGGUUAUCAGGAAUUCUAUGCUGUAGAGACAAUAUCUUCGUUCCUACAAAAACAUGGAUAUGCCGUGACCAAGCAAGCGUAUGGCUUGGAGACAUCUUUCAUGGCCGAGAUUGGCUCAGGUGGCUCUCUCGUGAUCAUAUGUGUUGAGUAUGAUGCUUUACCUGAUAUUGGUCACGCUUGUGGCCACAACUUGAUCACAACUUCUUCGAUGGCGGCUUUCCUUGGAGCCGCAAAAGUGCUUCAAUCAGAAAGCUUUCCGGGAAGGAUACGCAUUUUGGGCACGCCUGCGGAAGAAGGCGGAGGAGGAAAAGUCAAACUGAUUGAAGCCGGCGCCUUCGACGACGAAGACAUUGCUGCUGCCAUCAUGGCCCAUCCAUUAGCGGCGCACCAAUUCGCAGAGGGCUAUGAUGGACUCGCCGGCUUGAAGUUCAUUGCCUCGCAAAAGUUCGAGGUUGAGUUUCGUGGCCGAUCUGCUCACGCUGCGGGUGAGCCAUGGAACGGUGUCAAUGCACUCGACGCUGCAGUCAUGGCAUACAACGGGAUUUCUAUGCUUCGGCAGCAGAUGAGACCAGACGAACGAGUUCACGGAGUCAUCAACGACGGAGGCACGGCACCUAAUGUUAUCGCCAACUACACUCGAAUGACCUGGCUUGUCCGAAGUCCAUCAACGAAACGAAGCGAGACGCUUUUGAAGAAAGUGCAGCAGUCCUUUAAUGCUGCCGCCCUGAGCACAGGCUGCGAGUAUAGCAUUAUUCCGGGCCCGACUUAUAAAGAUUUAAGAGUCAACGAAGCAAUAUGCCAGCAGUAUUCCGAUGAUAUGUCGCUUAUUGGGGAGAAGAUCCUGAUGAAGGAUGACAACUCGUACACUGCAUCGACUGACAUGGUGUUUCUUACAAAGUCCCAAGUUUUCACGGAGCAUUCCCUAUCCCUACAGACCAAGGUGUAUCGCUACACCAUCCACGAUUUGCAGACCAUGCAGGAAGCGACAGUGCCCAUGAAGCCGCGAUAA
Molecule: messenger RNA, 1146 nt
Organism: Trichoderma aggressivum f. europaeum
Lineage: Eukaryota; Fungi; Ascomycota; Sordariomycetes; Hypocreales; Hypocreaceae
Exons: 3
Coding region: 1-1146 (381 amino acids)
Molecular function (GO): dipeptidase activity
Source: RefSeq, a predicted model, not a curated record